Messenger RNA from Trichomycterus rosablanca, 1605 nucleotides. It is a transcript of the gene meiob, whose product is annotated as meiosis specific with OB-fold. Bases 29 to 1429 code for a protein of 466 amino acids. The record is from RefSeq and is a predicted model, not a curated record. NCBI's taxonomy places the organism in Eukaryota, Metazoa, Chordata, Actinopteri, Siluriformes, Trichomycteridae. The transcript is spliced from 14 exons. Gene Ontology annotation, biological process: resolution of meiotic recombination intermediates. Gene Ontology annotation, molecular function: single-stranded DNA binding; single-stranded DNA 3'-5' DNA exonuclease activity.
UCGCGCGCGCUCAGUAACCGGUUGGAAAAUGGCACAUACAUCUUUACAAAACUGUGUCUCAAUUGCUGACUUAAGCCCAAACAUCACACACCCGUCUGUGGUUGGGAUUAUUAUUGGAAAGACUGAUGCAAGGGGAUUUCCUGACAGAAAAAAUGUUGGCUCAGAACGAUACACGUUCAGCUUCACAGUGAAAGAUUCACCAGACCAUUUUAUUAAUGUAUCUUCUUGGGGCACUGAGGAUUACAUUCUGGGACUUAGUAGUCGAGUCAAGAUUGGAGACUGUGUUGUCAUUGAAAACCCCCUUGUUGUUACUAAAGAUCCUGAGAAAGAGGACAGAUUCUGUCCUACAACCCCAAGUUUUUACAGACUGCUGGUGACAGAAGCUCACUCAGCGAUUCAGAUGUGUUCUGAUUUGGACACGGAGCGCAGGCUGCUUUCUUUUUUCCACAUACCAGUAAAGGACUCGAGGGACUUUUACUCACUGGGAGACAUCACUGCAAAUGGUCAAACUCUAGAUGGAAACUUUAUCAACAUUUUAGCUGCUGUGCGAUCAAUAGGAGAGCCAAAGUGCUUCAAUACUUCGGAUGGACGAAAAGGUCAAAAGCUAGAAAUGAAACUCUUCGAUGAGACAUUGACAUCAUUUCCUUUCAUUUGCUGGGAUCGAGAAGCUAUUCAGUUUGUACAGACCCUGCCACCACGGGAGACAGUUCUCUUCAUAGUGGAUGCUCGCAUCAGCUUUGACACUUUUCGCAACUCUAUGGUGGCAACAUCCACAUCAAAAACAAUCAUUACUGUCAACCCUGACACACUGGAAGCCAACCAGCUUUUCAGUUAUGCCAAGGAAUUAUCCGAAAUUGAACUACUAGAUGAGCCAGAUGUAGAAGUGGAACAUAAUGUGCCUUUGGACUCUAUUAGUGAGGUACUGACAGUAAGUCAGAUUAAAGCUAAAGUCCAGGAAAGCUCUGAAGCUCUUUAUGGUAUGGUUUAUGGAUUCAUCACAACUCUAGCAUUAGACUCUGGUAUUUCCAAGAUUAUUCGCAGCAGGUGUGAUCGAUGCAAAUAUCGUGUCAGUGAGGAGAUUGAGGUCUGCACCAACACAGCCUGUCCAAACCAAGGACAAGGACAGGAAGUAACUGCAGCUUUCGAUCUGCUGGUGGAUAUCAGUGAUCACACAGGAACAUUGCAGGGCUGCAGCUUAGGAGGCACUGUUGCUGAGAAAACACUGGGGUGUACUUCUGAGGAGUUUGUGUGCCUCCCUGAGUCUGAACGGACGUCCAUGAAGUGGAGGUUUCUUCUGGAAAGAUGCAAAAUCUAUCUUAAGGUUUAUGCAUCAUCUAAAAACGUGAGUGGCAUGAGGGCGUGUAUCCUGUCCUGUACACUUGCUGAUCCAGUGGAAGUGAAGCAAAGCAUGUCUGCACUGACCAGCUAAAUCUAAUCUAAUGUUUUACUAAUCUAAAAUUAAAUGUAGUUGCUGUUCAAAUUAACCAAGUCAAAAUUGUAUUUAAAAUGUUGGUAAUUUGCGUGUAAUUAUUCGUGCGUGUCACUAUUAAGUUAAAGGUUCGUUUUGAAUGAUUAUAUCGAACAAAUAAACACAUUUGAAGGUAA